Messenger RNA from Sander lucioperca (pikeperch), 3637 nucleotides. Its product is annotated as ubiquitin carboxyl-terminal hydrolase 22-like. The record is from RefSeq and is a predicted model, not a curated record. Gene Ontology annotation, biological process: protein deubiquitination. Gene Ontology annotation, molecular function: zinc ion binding; cysteine-type deubiquitinase activity. Lineage: Eukaryota; Metazoa; Chordata; Actinopteri; Perciformes; Percidae. Bases 1 to 1638 code for a protein of 545 amino acids. The transcript has 12 exons.
AUGAGUCCGGCCGGGUGCUCCCAUGUGAACGGUUAUAAGGUGGAUAAUUGGAAACAAAAUCUUCGAGUCAUAUACCAAUGCUUUGUUUGGAGUGGUACUGCUGAAACCAGGAGACGCAAGGCCAAGUCGUGUAUCUGUCACAUGUGUGGCGCCCACCUGAACCGACUCCACUCUUGUCUCUACUGCGUAUUUUUCGGCUGUUUUACGAAGAAACACAUCCACGAGCACGCAAAAAACAAGAGACACAAUCUAGCGAUAGACUUAUUAUACGGGGGAAUUUAUUGUUUUGUGUGUCAAGACUACAUAUACGACAAAGACAUGGAGCAGAUUGCCAAAGAGGAACAGAGGAAAGCCUGGAAAUUGCAAGGUAGAGCAUUUUGUUUUCUCACAGAGAACUUAAUCCAGCUUUUGAAACAAGGCCACUUGUUAUCUCAGUGCCGUCACAUUUGUGUUCCUUUUGUAUCCACAGGCAUAGGGGAGAAAUACACAACAUGGGAGCCGACCAAGAGGGAGCUAGAAUUAUUACGACACAAUCCAAAGCGGAGGAAAAUCACUACAAACUGUACCAUAGGUUUACGAGGGUUAAUAAACCUGGGCAACACAUGUUUCAUGAACUGUAUUGUUCAGGCCCUAACACACACACCGCUGCUUCGAGACUUCUUUCUCUCCGACAGACACAAGUGCGAGAUGCAAUCAAACUCCUGUCUGGUGUGUGAGAUGUCGCAGCUCUUUCAGGAGUUCUACUCGGGCCACCGUUCACCCCACAUUCCCUUCCGGCUGCUGCACCUGGUGUGGACUCAUGCACGUCACCUCGCAGGCUACGAGCAGCAAGACGCCCACGAAUUCCUCAUCGCAGCGUUAGAUGUACUACAUAGGCACUGCAAAGGGGACACCAUCAGAGAUGACAAUGGGAAGAAGGCCAACAAUCCAAACCACUGUAACUGCAUCAUUGACCAAAUCUUCACUGGGGGCCUGCAAUCAGAUGUUACCUGUCAAGUUUGCCACGGGGUUUCCACGACGAUAGAUCCAUUCUGGGACAUCAGUCUGGACCUUCCUGGCUCAUCGACGCCUUUCUGGCCCCUCAGCCCGGGAGGGGAUGGUAGCACAGUCAAUGGAGAGAGCCACCUGUCAGGGUCCACCACUCUCACAGACUGCCUACGCAGGUUUACGCGGCCAGAGCAUCUAGGAAGCAGUGCCAAAAUCAAGUGUGGCGGUUGCCAUAGUUACCAGGAAUCCACCAAACAGCUGACAAUGAAGAAGCUCCCCAUCGUAGCAUGUUUCCAUCUUAAACGGUUUGAGCACUCUGCCAAACUGCGGAGGAAGAUCACUACAUACGUUUCCUUCCCCCUAGAGUUGGACAUGACGCCAUUCAUGGCAUCCAGCAAAGAGAGCAGAAUGAAUGGGCAGUAUCAACAGACGGUUGAUGUAUUAAACAACGACAAUAAGUAUUCCUUGUUUGCGGUGGUCAACCACCAAGGCACAUUAGAGAGUGGCCACUACACCAGCUUCAUCCGCCAGCACAAAGACCAGUGGUUCAAAUGUGAUGAUGCCAUAAUCACCAAGGCCAGCAUUAAGGAUGUACUCGAUAGUGAAGGGUAUCUCUUAUUCUACCAUAAACAGUUCCUUGAGUAUGAGUAGUCUUUGUGACCACUGACCAUGAAGAACCACUGCUUCUAAUGAGAGAGCCAAGGGACUGGGGACGGGAUGAAACACAGUUACACAAACCUACCUGAAACUCUUUGACUAACCAGUCUGCUCCUCCAGCUCUGGAGGACAAAAAUAAAAAGACGUGUGAAAUCAUGCAACCUUUCAAAAGAAAACGAAAACAAACAAGCACUGAGCUACUUCUUGGCAUCUACUUGACAAAACUGAAUGAAGAGGAGUGUACGAGGAGGAAGAGUCAGGCGUCGUCAGUUCCAGGCUUGGGCAGAGUGAAGAGGCCCCACACCCCUCACGCUCUCUCCCUUCCCCUAGGGGGGACAGGGGCUGUCUUGAGUGUUGAUUGGGCACAUCUGGAUUUUUCUUACAGUAUUCUGACCCCCUCCACUCCACACACACACACACACACACACACACACACACACACACACACACACACACACACACACACACACACACACACUUCAUUUCUCUCCCAUGGUGCUAUCGUUUCAACUGACCAAGCAUUUAACUUGAUUAUGCUGACCAAGCAUUUAACUUGAUUUGUUGUCAUAUGCAUAUGGGACUGAACGCAAAAAAAAAGAAAAUAGAAUCAAUGUAUUAUGAACUUUGCAAGAACAUUUUUUUUAAGGUAUGGUUAUGAUUCUUAUCAUUUGUGAAUUUAGUUAAGACAUACUGUAUAAAUCUAGUAUACAUCUAUUGUUUAAGAGCAAAAAAAACAACAAAUGGGAGCGCUUAGAGACGCUGCCUUUGCCAGUUGCUGGGGAUGUGCUGCCAUGGAAACUAAGUGGAUUUGGACCUGAGUGUGCUCCUGUUCCAUUAUUUACUGUGUUGAUUGUUUUAUUUUUAAGUCUGGUUGAGGGCAGGGAAUAUCUAUUUUUUUAGCAACUCAUUGAAUUUUUGUUUACUGUUCCUUUCGGUGUCUUUUUGAUUUAUUUUUACAUUUCAGUACAGUCAUAUUUCCCUCGCUGUUCUAGUACUGGAAAUGUUUUUGGACGUAUUAUACUUUCAUUCUUGUGGAAUUGUCGGUAUUAUGAUGGUGAUGGUUAAAUUGGCUAACCUUUUGCUGUUUAUGAAUUGUAUGUUGAAUGUGAGCUUUGGGUUUCGUAUGGCAUUCUGAAGAGAAGACUCGAUACAUGAACUCCAAAUGAGGUCCUAUAAUAUGUGAGAAUGCUCUGGUCUCUCCUCAUUUAACACCUUGAAUGCUCCGUGCAAAAAAAAAAAAAAAAAGCCCAUUUAACAACACUGCAUGCGACUGGGCUCUCAUGAUCUUAUAUUUGAAAAAUUGCCCUCAGCAACACCUCCAAGGCCUGGUGCCAAUCAUGAUUUCUUUUCUCAAGUUUGGGGAUGGGAAGACUGAUCACGUGACCUAUAUAGAGGGUAAAACACAUUGCACGUAUAUGGGCACUGUGCGACCAUAGCCUGGUUCUGAAUCCAUCAGUGUUAAUCUUCUCCAUGGCAACUGUGUGUGUGGCUGGUGUAGACCGGUGUGGUUCGUGGUGUCUUGCCUCUGCAGUGCAGUAAACCCAGUGCUCUAUUCAAUCAGUAUGCUGUCAAGUCAGACUUUAGAUAAUGCACAUACACAUCAGGGUGUUGUGGUCUGUUUUGUUUAAAUAUCACUGAUUGUGUAUGUAUUAAAAAAAAAUACAGAAUAAAAAUAUUCACUCAUGUAUAAGAUGAGGGCCCUAACCUAUCACAGUAAUGCCACAUAAAAACCACAACCCCUGGUUGUUUAGCUGCUCUGUAAAUUAAAACAAACAUGCAUAUCCUUUUGGUCUGCUGCAGAACCUCAACUAGAGGGCAAUAGCGGAAUUCCGAACAGUAAAAUCAAAGACUUGUGAAAUGAUCGCACUUUGGUUUUGAUGUAUCACGGAGCAGUUAAGGCCACCCAAGGACAUUCAGGGACGCAGCUGAAACGAGAAGGAAGAGGAGAGCUUCAUUAUCCGUUUCAGUGAUUAAACUCAGAACAAAACUGGAA